AUGCCCGACUCAACCCCCAAAAACAUCCGCCCCCUCAACCGCUUCAUAACAACCCACAAUGAAAGCGGCAAAGCAAUCUUCUCCAACGACAUCCCAGAGCUCAUGCCCGUGCAAAGAAUCACCGACGGCGCCGACUUCAGUCUCGCCUACACCACGGAUCACUUCCCCGCGCAACUCAACAACAAAACCGAUAUCACCGAAUACUCGAACUACCUGACCAGCCCACCAGGCAUAGUCGUGUCGAGCGGGACAGUCUGCCGGAUCGUGGAUAUGCCACCUGCAGCCCUGAGCCCCAUGCACCGCACUGUCUCGCUGGACUAUGGUGUCGUUCUCGAAGGCGAGGUUGAGCUCCUGCUUGAUUCUGGUGAAGUGCGGCUGUUGAAGCGUGGGGAUGUUGCUGUGCAGCGGGGGACGAACCAUGCUUGGAGGAAUGUGACUCCUGAUGCUGUUGAUGGGGAUGGGGUGUUGACGCCUCAGUGGGCGAGGAUGUUGUAUGUUCUUCAGCCUUCGAAGGAGAUUGAGGUUGAUGGGCGGCGGUUGGGGGAGGUUGUUGAUGGUAUUGGUGUCCGGGCUAGUACUUAG
Molecule: messenger RNA, 582 nt
Organism: Penicillium nucicola
Lineage: Eukaryota; Fungi; Ascomycota; Eurotiomycetes; Eurotiales; Aspergillaceae
Product: cupin domain-containing protein
Exons: 1
Coding region: 1-582 (193 amino acids)
Source: RefSeq, a predicted model, not a curated record